AAGAGGGGAAAGUCCUGCGGGUGACGUCCCCGGGGAGUGUCGCGGCUCUACGUCAACCUGCGGCGGCCGCCGACUCAUGUGGGGCCACCCUGGUUGCAUUUGUCACGCUGGGGACGCCUCUCAAACCCGCAGCCAGCCAAGCACGUUCCCACACGGGCGACCCCGGCGACCGGGACGCGUCUGGGGCUCUCGCGAAUCUGACCGCGGAACCUCCGCGAGGACAGGCGGGGAAGUGGCGACGGCGGGGGCGGACGGCGGGGGGCUUGUAGUCCCCUCGCGACCCUCUGCUCUGGAAGAAGCGGGCCACAGCCUCCGAACUCUGCGCCUGCCCAGCGGCUUCGCGCUACGGAACGUGGCGCGAGAGGGUCGUGAGCUGGGCGGGCCCACAGGGCGUGCGCGACGGAGCGGCGCAGAGCGUGGCGCGAAGGGGCGUGGCGCUGGUGGGCGUGACGAGGCAUAGUGCAAAGGGACGCGAGGCGCACGCGCAUGAGGGCUGCCGCGGCUUCCCUAGAUUGGGCUUCGGAGGCAAGAGGAGGCCUCCUCACCUUUCACUCUGUCUUUUUAAUAUUAAGAUGAAGGCACACUCCAUAACAUCUUUCCGGCCGGGCCCAGACAUGUCCGUCCUUGUAAGAUAAAAGCUUCCAUGGGAGCCUUCCUUCCUAAAUCAAGCCUCGUGGUGGAACAUCUGACCCAUUCAAGAGGAAGGAUGAAAGCUCUACAUAGGAACACGAUGUGAAUGGAAGAAACCUGUCAUCAUGCAGAUAGUACGGCACUCUCAGCAGACGCUAAAAACAGCUCUCAUCUCAAAGAACCCAGUGCUUGUGUCGCAGUAUGAGAACUUAGAUGCUGGGGAACAGCGUUUAAUGAAUGAAGCCUUCCAGCCAGCCAGUGAUCUCUUUGGACCCAUUACCUUGCAUUCUCAAUCAGAUUGGAUCACCUCCCACCCUGAGGCCCCCCAAGACUUUGAACAGUUCUUCAGUGAUCCUUACAGAAAGAUACCCUCUCCAGACAAACACAGUAUUUAUAUACAGUCCAUUGGAUCUCUAGGAAACACCAGGAUUAUCAGUGAAGAAUAUAUUAAAUGGCUGCAGGGCUAUUGUAAAGCAUAUUUCUAUGGCUUGAGAGUAAAACUCCUAGAACCAGUUCCUGUUUCUGCAACAAAAUGUUCCUUUAGAGUUAAUGAGAACACACAAAACCUACAAAUUCAUGCAGGGGACAUCCUGAAGUUCUUGAAAAAGAAGAAACCUGAAGAUGCCUUCUGCAUUGUGGGAAUAACAAUGAUUGAUCUUUACCCAAGAGACUCCUGGAAUUUUGUCUUCGGACAGGCCUCUUUGACAGAUGGUGUGGGGAUAUUCAGUUUUGCCAGGUAUGGCAGUGAUUUUUAUAGCUUGCGCUGUGAAGGCAAAGUGAAGAAGCUCAAGAAAACAUCUUCGAGUGACUAUUCAAUUUUUGACAACUAUUAUAUUCCAGAAAUAACUAGUGUUUUACUGCUUCGAUCCUGUAAGACUUUAACCCAUGAGAUUGGACACAUAUUUGGACUGCGACACUGCCAGUGGCUUGCAUGCCUAAUGCAAGGCUCUAACCACUUGGAAGAAGCUGACCGGCGCCCUCUAAACCUUUGCCCUAUCUGUUUGCGCAAGUUGCAGUGUGCUAUUGGCUUCAGCAUUGUAGAAAGAUACAAAGCACUGGUGCAGUGGAUUGAUGAUGAAUCUGCUGGCACACCUGGAGCAACUCCAAAACACAGUCGUGAGGAUAAUGGGAAUUUACUAAAACCCAUGGAAGCCUUUAAGGAAUGGAAGGAGUGGAUAAUAAAAUGCUUGACUGUUCUCCAAAAAUAAGGACCUUCAAAUAGGAGUGAUUGAAAUAAAUAACUACUUGCAUGUAAUGCUUUCAUUUGGGUGAAAUACUUCAUUAGAAUAAACUACUGAUCUUGUGCUGUGUCAGAUUAACAGAAUAGAACCUUCUUUCAGAUGCCUGAAUUGAAAUGAAACUCAUUUUGAAUAAUAAAAACUCUAGAAACUCU
Callithrix jacchus (white-tufted-ear marmoset) is the source of this 2023-nucleotide messenger RNA. RefSeq names its product archaelysin family metallopeptidase 2 (gene AMZ2). NCBI's taxonomy places the organism in Eukaryota, Metazoa, Chordata, Mammalia, Primates, Cebidae. Gene Ontology annotation, molecular function: metallopeptidase activity. The record is from RefSeq and is a predicted model, not a curated record. Gene Ontology annotation, biological process: proteolysis.